AUGUCCUUACCCUAUUAUGCCAUCUUGAUUAUCCAGGUGCGCAGUGUCAACAUUCUCAACCACUGGUGUGAUAAAGGCAUUGAGGGGAGUGAUGAUGACGCUUUGGUAACAGGCGAGCAAGAUGAAGAGCUCAGCAGAUGGGAGCAGGAGCAGAUAAGAAAAGGAAUUAAUAUCCCGCAGGUCCAAGCAAGUCAGCCCACGGAAGUGAAUAUGUACUACCAGAACUCUUACCAGACAAUGCCUUAUGGCUCAUCCUAUGGCAUUCCUUACAAUUACACGACCUAUGGAUCGUCGGAUGCCAAAUCUCAAAAAACAGAUAAUACAGUCCCUUUCAAAACUCCCAGUAAUGAGAUGACUCCCGUUACUAUUGAUUUGGUAAAGAAACAGCUUAAAGACAGGUUGGACUCCAUGAAAGAGCUGCACAAAGCAAAUUGGCAGCAGCACGAGAGACACCUGCAGAGCCGAGUGGACUCCACCAGGGCCAUUGAGAGAUUGGAAGGGUCUUCUGGGGGUAUUGGUGAACGGUAUAAAUUUUUGCAAGAAAUGCGAGGGUAUGUCCAAGACUUGCUUGAGUGUUUCAGUGAAAAGGUGCCACUGAUUAAUGAACUUGAAUCAGCAAUUCAUCAGCUGUACAAACAGCGAGCUUCCCGCCUUGUCCAAAGACGACAAGAUGAUAUUAAAGAUGAAUCUUCGGAGUUUUCAAACCAUUCAAAUAAAGCUCUGAUGGCACCAAAUCUUGACUCCUUUGGUCGUGAUCGGGCACUGUACCAAGAACAUGCAAAACGUCGGAUUGCAGAGCGAGAGGCCAGGAGGACUCGUCCGCGGCAAGCCCGAGAGCAAACUGGGAAGAUGGCUGAUCACCUUGAAGGCCUUUCGAGUGAUGACGAAGAAACAUCCACAGAUAUUACUAAUUUCAACCUGGAAAAAGAUCGAAUAUCCAAAGAGUCCAGCAAGAUUUUUGAAGGUGUCCUUGAGAGUUUCUCCUCCAUCGACUGUAUUAAGUCGCAGUUCGAAGCAUGGCGUUCAAAAUAGUACACUUCCUACAAAGAUGCUUACAUUGGCCUUUGCCUGCCCAAGUUGUUCAACCCGCUCAUACGGCUGCAGCUGCUCAACUGGACUCCUCUGGAGGCAAAAUGUCGUGACUUUGAGAAUAUGCUGUGGUUUGAGUCUUUGUUGUUCUAA
Messenger RNA from Ochotona princeps (American pika), 1182 nucleotides. RefSeq names its product PAX3- and PAX7-binding protein 1-like. The record is from RefSeq and is a predicted model, not a curated record. Gene Ontology annotation, cellular component: nucleus. The transcript is spliced from 2 exons. Gene Ontology annotation, molecular function: DNA binding. Lineage: Eukaryota; Metazoa; Chordata; Mammalia; Lagomorpha; Ochotonidae. Gene Ontology annotation, biological process: positive regulation of transcription by RNA polymerase II; mRNA splicing, via spliceosome.